AUGUAUCGCCUAUUGCAAACGGUAUUUGAUUGGUUCAACGCGGACGCGAAGAUUCUUCUCGAUGAAGACGAACGAUAUGUCAACGGCGGUAUUCGAUUCGACAGCGAUGCUCUCGAGGAAGGCGACAAUGCGCAAUCGCCGUGCAAAGUGCCGGGAAUUCGACGGCGUCAGAGCGGCUAUGGAAUAGCGAUCUCAAGCGACAGCAUUGCAAAAAUGCGAUGCCGAUUGCGAAAGCAGUUAUUCAUACGAAGGAACAAGGUUUGCGACAUCUCGCUGUUCUUGGCGCUCGCCGGUCUUUUCUUCAUCAUUAUCGAUUCGGAGCUGACGGCGCUUCACGCCGUCGAGAAGGAUUCUGGCAUCUCGCUUGGACUUCGAUCCGCCUGCGUCCUAUCCACACUUUUACUUCUUAUAUGCCUUAUCAACUAUCAUGCGAUUGAGGUGAAAAUCGCGCUGAUCGACAGCGGGGCCGACGAUUGGCGGGUGGCACUGAGUACGGAUAGGCUCAUCAAAUUGCUCAUCGAAAUCUCAAUAUGCAUUAUUUGCCCGUUCCCAGGCUCCGGUGUAAUGAGUAUGCCGUAUAUCAAUCCGGAAUCAAGGCAAGUGAAAAUGCGCGAAGUUUCCGUCGACGUGCUCCUAUCGGUUCCAAUGUUCCUCCGAUCGUAUCUCGUGUGUCGCUUUAUGGUCCUUCACAGCAAACAAUUUCAAGAUGCCGCGACGCGUUCAAUCGCCGCUCUCAAUCGUAUCUCGAUGGACUUCCGGUUCGUCAUCAAGACCAUGAUGGCCGACCAUCCGCUUCGUGUGCUCAUCGUCUUCACCCUCUCAUAUUGGAUUUGUAUGUCAUGGAUGUUCACACAAUGUGAAAGAUACGACGGUGAGCUCGAUGUUGAGCACUACUACUUGAACUCAAUGUGGUUUAUCAUGGUGACGUUUAUGUCAAUUGGUUAUGGUGACAUUGUGCCCAACACAUAUUGCGGAAGGUGUCUUUCAAUCACCACUGGAAUAGUGGGCGCUGGCGUCUCAUCGGCGUUGAUUGCGAUCAUCUCGAGAAAGCUGGAGCUCUCGCGAGCCGAGAAGCACGUCAACAAUUUCAUGGCCGACUCGAAGCUCACGAAUCAGCGGAAGAACGCGGCGGCCAGCGUUCUUCAGGAGACGUGGUUCAUUCACAAAUACAAGAAGGCGUUGCACAAGGGCGACGAUUUGCGUUUGAGGCAUCAUCAGCGGCGAUUCUUGCAUUCGAUCAACGAGUUUCGACGCAUCAAAUGGGAUCAACGCAAAUUGCAGGAGAAGGGCAACUCGCUGCUCGAUGUCGGCAAAUUGCACUCGGAUAUGCAUGAGACUCUAUGGGAGAUGCAUCGAACACAGGAUCACUUCAUCGCUCAGAUCGACAUCCUCACGCAGAAGAUCGUCGAGCUUCAGAACACGCUGAACGGCAGACAAUGCUGCACGAAUAUGAGCACGAUUUGCGAGUCCGCCGAAAUGGAGCAAUCGUUGGCGCCGUUGCCGACGCAGAGUCCGCUUCUCAACUCGUCGCAAUCGCAUCGCGAACCGCUUCAAGCCGCCGCCGCCGCCGUCGAAUCGACAAGCCAAAUUCCAGCGAGCGCUUCGAUCCCGCGAAUCUCGGUGGCGUCGGAGAAGACGCCGUCAUCGGGUGCCUCAUCGACCAACGGAAGUUUGUCGCAGUGCACCGUUGAUCAAAUCUCCAAUUGUCCGUCAGGCGGACGAUAUGCUACCGUAACCACACCGCUGAUAACGAGAUACGAAGAAGUCUAA
This is a messenger RNA of Caenorhabditis bovis, 1770 nucleotides long. The record is from the annotation of a GenBank genome assembly. NCBI's taxonomy places the organism in Eukaryota, Metazoa, Nematoda, Chromadorea, Rhabditida, Rhabditidae.